Messenger RNA from Suillus subalutaceus, 636 nucleotides. RefSeq lists its product as uncharacterized. Lineage: Eukaryota; Fungi; Basidiomycota; Agaricomycetes; Boletales; Suillaceae. The record is from RefSeq and is a predicted model, not a curated record. The transcript is spliced from 2 exons. The annotation marks the transcript as partial.
UGGAACAAGUCCGCUGCUAAGGUCUUUGCACGAGACUUCAUACACCAUGAUUAUAUUUGCAAGGACUACGAGCUUGUCCAGGACAAAUUUUUGACUCACAUAAAGGGUCUGAAGUCGCGUUUAGCACUGGAAACUAAGCAGGAGUCAGCAAGAGAAAGCAAAAGGAAAGCAGUGAGCAAGAGGGAACAAAAGCGGGGGGUAAGCGCCAAACCCAACUUGGGACCACUUUUUGAAAUUCACCUCAACACUGUGGCACAGGUUGGAGAGUUGCACCCUCAUUUGGAUAUACUCUCCUAUCUCGGAGUUGAUGGAAUGAGCAGCGAUGAAUUGGCACAUGAAGAUGGCAGGCCACAAUUCCGUGUCCUACGGAAACCAUGGAGGAAUGUUGCCUUGACACGGUGGCUCCACAUUAUAGAUGCAAUGUAUUGCCACAACAAAUACAGUCCUGCAAGCAGAUCUGUUCGGGGUAAUCCUUUCUGUGUGCAGUUUGAAUCGACCAGAGUCGGUGGAGGCCGCGCUGUCCCCCGCUUACCUAAGAACACAUAUGACCCGAGGUGGUUAGAAGGAUUGGAUUCAAAGGACAAGGAGAUACUGGGUGCUGUUGAAGACGAGUAUGACUUCUCUCACACACCAUGA